This is a messenger RNA of Cebus imitator (Panamanian white-faced capuchin), 1721 nucleotides long. RefSeq names its product heterochromatin protein 1 binding protein 3 (gene HP1BP3). Gene Ontology annotation, molecular function: nucleosome binding; DNA binding; structural constituent of chromatin. Gene Ontology annotation, biological process: heterochromatin organization; nucleosome assembly. Lineage: Eukaryota; Metazoa; Chordata; Mammalia; Primates; Cebidae. The record is from RefSeq and is a predicted model, not a curated record. The coding region runs from base 434 to 1690 and encodes 418 amino acids. The transcript is spliced from 11 exons. Gene Ontology annotation, cellular component: nucleosome; chromosome; nucleus.
CUCUCGUGGACGCCUCCUCAGAGGCCCUCCGGCGCGCGCGCUCCCGCCCUUGUUUUGUUUGGACUUGGGGGAGGAGGGGGAGCUCUUCCCUGGCCGUGCGACCCUGCGUCCCAGCGCGCCUGCGUCGGCGUCCUCCACCCGCCCCGAUUGGCUGUGGGUUGCGCAUGCUCCGAGGCCCGCCGCGGCCCGGCGUCCGCCUGCGCCCUCCCCUCACCCCACUCCCUCAGCGGUUUUCGGAGCCGGUUCGAAAGAUGCCGGCGGCGGUGACUGGCUGCGGCGGGCCCGCCCCCCGGGUUCUCCGCCCCCGCCGCCGCCAUUACGGAGCUCCCAGUGGUUGAUUCUUCACCACACUGAAACCAUUAGGAAAAAUCCUUGUGGUUAACAGCAGAGGCUUCAGAGUGUAACCUGUACUCGGGCCUAGAAAUUAUUUAAAAUGGCGACUGAUACGUCUCAAGGUGAACUCGUCCAUCCUAAGGCACUCCCACUUAUAGUAGGAGCUCAGCUGAUCCACGCGGACAAGUUAGGUGAGAAGGUAGAAGAUAGCACCAUGCCGAUUCGUCGAACUGUGAAUUCUACUCGGGAAACUCCUCCCAAAAGCAAGCUUGCUGAAGGGGAGGAAGAAAAGCCAGAACCAGAUGUAAGUUCAGAGGAAUCUGUCUCCACUGUAGAGGAACAAGAGAAUGAAACGCCACCUGCCACUUCGAGUGAGGCAGAACAGCCAAAGGGUGAACCUGAGAAUGAAGAGAAGGAAGAAAAAAAGUCUUCUGAGGAAACCAGAAAGGAUGAGAAAGAUCAAUCUAAAGAAAAGGAGAAGAAAGUGAAAAAAACGAUUCCUUCCUGGGCUACCCUUUCUGCCAGCCAGCUAGCCAGGGCCCAGAAACAAACACCAAUGGCUUCUUCCCCACGUCCCAAGAUGGAUGCAAUCUUAACUGAGGCCAUUAAGGCUUGCUUCCAGAAGAGUGGUGCAUCAGUAGUUGCUAUUCGAAAAUACAUCAUCCAUAAGUAUCCUUCUCUGGAGCUGGAGAGAAGGGGUUAUCUCCUUAAACAAGCACUGAAAAGAGAAUUAAAUAGAGGAGUCAUCAAACAGGUUAAAGGAAAAGGUGCUUCUGGAAGUUUUGUUGUGGUUCAGAAAUCAAGAAAAACACCUCCGAAAUCCAGAAACAGAAAGAAUAGGAGCUCUGCAGUGGAUCCAGAACCACAAGUAAAAUUGGAGGAUGUCCUCCCACUGGCCUUUACUCGCCUUUGUGAACCUAAAGAAGCUUCCUACAGUCUCAUCAGGAAAUAUGUGUCUCAGUAUUAUCCUAAGCUUAGAGUGGACAUCAGGCCUCAGCUGUUGAAGAAUGCUCUGCAGAGAGCAGUAGAGAGAGGCCAGUUAGAACAGAUAACUGGCAAAGGUGCUUCGGGGACAUUCCAGCUGAAGAAAUCAGGGGAGAAACCCCUGCUUGGUGGAAGCCUGAUGGAAUAUGCAAUCUUGUCUGCCAUUGCUGCCAUGAAUGAGCCGAAGACCUGUUCUACCACUGCUCUGAAGAAGUAUGUCCUGGAGAAUCACCCAGGAAGCAAUUCUAACUAUCAAAUGCAUUUGCUGAAAAAAACCCUGCAGAAAUGCGAAAAGAAUGGGUGGAUGGAACAGAUCUCUGGGAAAGGUUUCAGUGGCACCUUCCAGCUCUGUUUUCCCUAUUAUCCCAGGUAAGCACUUAGCCCGUAAUAGAUCACUGUAAAUU